Molecule: messenger RNA, 4217 nt
Organism: Gymnodraco acuticeps
Lineage: Eukaryota; Metazoa; Chordata; Actinopteri; Perciformes; Bathydraconidae
Product: NLR family CARD domain-containing protein 3-like
Exons: 13
Coding region: 31-3660 (1209 amino acids)
Molecular function (GO): protein binding
Source: RefSeq, a predicted model, not a curated record
GGAGAGAGUUCAGCAGGUGGAGGCUCUGCUAUGGAUCAGUGUGAGAACCGAGAGGAGGGAGCCCCCCCCUCUAAAAGCUCUGGGGAACAUGACCGCCAGACCAAAGCUCAGAGCCCAGAGCAAACACCACACUCUGCUGGACCUGGACCUGGAUCCACCUGUGUGUCCAUGAAGAGUGGCUGGUCUAUGGAUCCCCCUCUUACCUUGAAAUCUGGACGUCCUGCAGAAGGAAGGAAGCAGAAGAAGAGACAUAAACGUAAACCUAAACCUGGACCUGAAGAUGGACCUGGACCUGAACCUGGACCUGGACCUAAAGAUGGACCUGGACCUGAAGAUGGACCUGGACCUGAAGAUGGACCUAAAGAUGGACCUGAAGAUGGAUCUGGACCCAGCCGUAAAAGGAGAAGGAUCCAGCAGCAGAAACCUGGACCCAGCUGUGAGUCCAUGAAGAGUGACUUUUCUAUGGAGUCUCCUCUUUACUUUAAAGCUGGACAAAGUGCUGAUGAAAGGAUCCAGCAGCAGAGACCUGGACCCAGCUGUGAGUCCAUGAAGAGUGACUGGUCUAUGGAUCGUCCUAUUGUCUUUAAAUCUGGACAAAGUGCUGAUGAAAGAGUUCUGCAGGAGUUCUCAGAGGUUCCCAGUGAUCAGUCCGCCCCGAAGCAUCACACAGACCUGGACUCCAUAUUUAUGCUGCUGGAGGAGAACAUCGUGACUUUUGUGAAGAACGAGCUGAAGAAGAUCCAGAAGGCUCUGAGUUCAGAUUACCCAGAAGGCUUAGAGAGUCAGAGUGAGGAUGAGGAGGUGUUGGACGGUGAGGAUGAAGAGCAGAGGAGCAGCAGAGAGGCAGUUCUGAACAUCACCCUGCACUUCCUGAGGAGCAUGAAGCAGGAGGAGCUGGCUGAGCGUCUGCAGAGCAGAUCUCCUGCUGCAGUGUGCAGUAAACUCAAAUCCACCCUGAAGGAGAGGUUCCAGUGUGUGUUUGAGGGCAUCGCUAAAGCAGGAAACCAAACCCUUCUGAACCAGAUCUACACAGAGCUCUACAUCACAGAGGGGGGGUCUGCAGAGGUCAACAAUGAACAUGAGGUCAGACAGAUUGAAACAGCAUCCAGGAAACCACACAGACCAGAAACAACCAUCAGACAAGAAGACCUCUUUAAAGCCUCACCUGGAAGAGAUGCACCAAUCAGAGCAGUGAUGACAAAGGGCGUGGCUGGCAUUGGGAAAACAGUCUUAACACAGAAGUUCACUCUGGACUGGGCUGAAGGCAAAGCCAACCAGGACAUCCAGUUCAUAUUUCCAUUCACCUUCAGAGAGCUGAACGUGGUGAGAGAGAACAAGUACAGCUUGGUGGAACUUGUUCAUCACUUCUUCUCUGAAACCAGAGACGCAGGAAUCUGUAGGUUUGAUCAGUUCCCGGUCGUGUUCAUCUUUGACGGUCUGGAUGAGUGUCGACUUCCUCUGGACUUCCUCAACACUGAGAUCCUGACUGAUGUCACAGAGACCACCUCAGUGGAUGUGCUGCUGACAAACCUCAUCAGGGGGAAGCUGCUUCCCUCUGCUCGCCUCUGGAUAACCACACGACCUGCAGCAGCCAAUCAGAUCCCUCCUGAGUGUGUGGACAUGGUGACAGAGGUCCGAGGGUUCACUGACCCACAGAAGGAGGUUUACUUCAGGAAGAGAUUCAGAGAUCAGGAGCAGGCCGGCACCAUCAUCUCCCACAUCAAGACCUCACGAAGCCUCCACAUCAUGUGCCACAUCCCAGUCUUCUGCUGGAUCUCUGCUUCAGUUCUGGAGGAGGUGUUGAAAACCAGAGAGGGUGGAGAGCUGCCCAAGACCCUGACUGAGAUGUACAUCCACUUCCUGGUGGUUCAGUCCAAAGUCAAGAACAUCAAGUAUGAUGGAGGAGCUGAGACAGAUCCACACUGGAGUCCAAAGAGCAGGAAGAUGAUGGAGUCUCUGGGGAAACUGGCUUUUGAGCAGCUGCAGAAAGGCAACCUGAUCUUCUAUGAGUCCGACCUGACAGAGUGUGGCAUCGAUAUCAGAGCAGCCUCAGUGUACUCAGGAGUGUUCACACAGGUCUUUAGAGAGGAGAGAGGACUGUACCAGGACAAGGUGUUCUGCUUCGUCCAUCUGAGCGUUCAGGAGUUUCUGGCUGCUCUUCAUGUCCAUCUGACCUUCAUCACCUCUGGAGUCAACCUGCUGUCAGAAGAACCAACAACCUCCCAGCUGUAUGAGGUCAAACCUGAACUAACACAUCUCUACCAGAGUGCUGUGGACCAGGCCUUACAGAGUCCAAACGGACACCUGGACUUGUUCCUCCGCUUCCUCCUGGGUCUUUCACUGCAGACCAAUCAGAAACUCCUAAGAGGCCUGCUGACACAGACAGGAAGUGGCUCAGAGACUGAAGAGGAAACAGUCCAGUACAUUAAGACUAAGAUGGAUGAGGAUCUGUCUCCAGAGAGAAGCAUCAACCUGUUCCACUGUCUGAAUGAACUGAAUGAUCGUUCUCUAGUGAAGCAGAUCCAACGGUACCUGAGUUCAGGAAGUCUCUCCACAGAGAAUCUCUCUCCUGCUCAGUGGUCAGCUCUGGUCUUCAUCUUACUGUCAUCAGAAGAAGAUCUGCACGUGUUUGACCUGAAGAAAUACUCUGCCUCAGAGGAGGCUCUUCUGAGGCUGCUGCCAGUGGUCAAAGCCUCCAACAAAGCUAUACUGAGUGGCUGUAACCUGUCAGAGAGAAGCUGUGCAGCUCUGUCCUCAGUCCUCAGCUCCCAGUCCUCUAGUCUGAGAGAGUUGGACCUGAGAAACAACGACCUGCAGGAUUCAGGAGUGAAGCUGCUGUCUGCUGGACUGGAGAGUCCACACUGUGAACUGGAGACUCUCAGUCUGUCAGGCUGUCUGGUCACAGAGGAAGGCUGUGUUUCUCUGGCUUCAGCUCUGAGCUCCAACCCCUCCUCCCAUCUGAGAGAGCUGGACCUGAGCUACAAUCAUCCAGGAGACUCAGGGGAGAAGCUGCUGUCUGCUGGACUGGAGGAUCCACUCUGGAGACUGGAGACACUCAGGAUGGACCAUGGUGGACCGCAGUGGUUGAAACCUGGUGUGAGGAAGUAUGCCUGUGAACUGGAGCUGGACUCAAACACAGCUCACAGGAAACUCAAACUGUCUGAAGACAACAGGAAGGUGACAGCUGUGGAGGAGGAAGAGCCAUAUCCUGAUCAUCCAGAGAGGUUUGACUAUUACGAACAGCUGAUGUGUAGAGAAGCUCUCACUGGUCGCUGCUACUGGGAGGUCGAGUGGAGAGGAGAGGCUCAUAUAUCAGUGACUUACAGAGGAAUCAGCAGGAGAGGAAAGAGUGGGGGCUGUAGGUUUGGAUGGAAUGAUCAGUCCUGGAGUCUGAGAUACUCUGGUGGGGGUUACAAUGUCUGGCACAAUGAGAGAAGAACACGCACCUCCUCCUCCUCCCCCUCCUCCCCCUCCUCCUCCUCUGGUAGAGUAGCAGUGUAUCUGGAUCAUCCUGCUGGCUCUCUCUCCUUCUACAGAGUCUCCUCUGACUCACUGAUCCACCUCCACACCUUCAGAACCACAUUCACUGAACCUCUCUAUGCUGGGUUCAGGUUAUGGACUGGUUCCUCUUCAGUGUCUCUGUGUCCUCUGCAGGUCUGAGAGUCUUUCCUGAUGACAGAAACUGACUGAAGAUCAGCUGCUGAAAUCAGUUCAGUGUGUUCACCUUCACACAACAUCUGUCUCACACUCAACACAAUACAUUUAUCUGAUUCCAUCUCUGUGAAAAUCAACAUCUUAACUCUUAAUGAUAAACAUCAAAAAGUGUAGAAAUUACUAUCCCUGAGAUUUAUAUUUAGUUGAUCCCACAUGUUUUAGAGAAAUCUGUAAUUUGACUCAAGGUAAAGGUGCGUUUUCUCUGAUCUUUAUAAUAAUAAUAAUUAUUCAAACUCGCGCAGUGAUGAGCGGGCCCUUGCAUCUUACGCCGGUCGGCUUCCUGUCUCCCCACAGAUGCCCGGACGGCUUCAGACCCGUGCUGUCAUCAGGUGUGUCAAGUUUGGAGCAGAUCAGACAAUGUUUAGACGACUCUAAAAUUAGCCGUUUCUAAUUUCUCGAAAUUUCGCCUCCUCGACUGCUCGGUCCUCCGGUAGUGACCCGGAAAUUGAUGUCAGCAGGAUACACUGACGGCCCGUCCACACGGCGGCGUGCAUUGAAGCUUC